Molecule: messenger RNA, 1173 nt
Organism: Ascoidea rubescens DSM 1968
Lineage: Eukaryota; Fungi; Ascomycota; Saccharomycetes; Ascoideales; Ascoideaceae
Gene: SIT4
Product: type 2A-related serine/threonine-protein phosphatase SIT4
Exons: 1
Coding region: 203-1066 (287 amino acids)
Biological process (GO): G1/S transition of mitotic cell cycle; peptidyl-serine dephosphorylation
Cellular component (GO): cytoplasm
Molecular function (GO): protein serine/threonine phosphatase activity
Source: RefSeq, a predicted model, not a curated record
GAAAUUUCAAUACUCUUGUUAUUCUGUGUACUCUUUCCUUUUAAGCCAAACUCUUACUUUCUAACUAAGUGCUUUUGUCUUCUUGUGAUACACUCUCGUUGUUUCUGUGCUUUGCCUACAUUUAUAGUAUAAAAUGGUUGAAAGAGGUCCUGAUCAGUGGCUUGAAGAGGUUAAGAAAUGUCAAUCUCUACCUGAAAAUGAUAUGAAGCGUUUGUGUGAAUUGGUUAAAGAAAUACUAAUCGAAGAAUCUAACAUUCAACCUGUCAGGUCUCCCGUAACCGUUUGUGGUGAUAUCCAUGGCCAGUUCCACGACCUCUUGGAAUUGUUCAAAAUAUCCGGUGGCUUUCCUGAUAAUGUCAACUAUAUAUUCAGUGGUGACUACGUUGACAGAGGCUAUUUCUCUCUAGAAACUUUCACUUUGCUAAUGUGCUUGAAAGUCAAAUAUCCAAACAGAAUAACUCUAGUCAGAGGGAAUCACGAAUCAAGACAAAUCACUCAAGUUUAUGGCUUUUAUGAAGAAUGCUUAACUAAAUACGGCUCCUCCACUGUUUGGAAAUAUUGCUGUCAAGUAUUCGAUUUCCUAACUCUAGCUGCAAUCAUUGAUGGUCGAAUUCUUUGCAUCCAUGGUGGUUUAUCUCCUGAAAUUAGAAUGUUAGACCAAAUUAGAAUCAUCUCAAGAGCUCAAGAAGUUCCUCAUGAAGGUGGUUUUUGUGACCUAUUAUGGUCAGACCCUGACGAUUCAAUGGAUAACUGGGCUUUAUCUCCAAGAGGUGCUGGUUAUUUAUUUGGCUCAAAAAUCUCAAAAGAAUUUUCUCACAUCAACAACCUAAAAUUAAUAGCAAGAGCUCAUCAAUUAGUCAUGGAAGGUUUUAAAUACCACUUUAAAGAUAAAAGCGUUGUAACUGUUUGGUCUGCUCCAAAUUAUUGUUAUAGAUGUGGUAAUGUUGCAAGUGUAAUGAAAGUAGAUGAAAAUUUAAAUCCUGAUUUUAAAAUAUUUAGUGCUGUGCCUGAUGAUACUGAAAGGAUGGCUCCACAAAAAAAUAAUAGAAGUGAUUAUUUCCUAUAAUUUUCUAUAAUCACCCUUCAUUCUUCUAUAUAUUAUUACUAUUACUAUUAUUACUAACUACAUUUACAUCUACAAUCACAAUUUCAACUUAUAAAUUAUUAUUCUAU